AUGGCAAGUCGUUUUAUUCAAAAUUCAUUUCAUCAACAAGAAUCUUAAAGGCCAAGUAGAGCCUUAUCAGAACAUUAAAAAAGUAGAAGUGAAAAAGGUGGUCAAAAAGUACAUCAUAAGAGUCAUGCAUCUCAUCACUAUAAUCCUUUGGUUAUACCUUGUGAUUGGGUCUUGGCUGAGAAUCAUGCUAAAGCAAGAAGGGUGGCAAGAGAAUUGGAAGUUGAGAAUUAAUCAACAUGCCCUUGUUGUGGGUAUUCAAUAGAGAGAACUGAUUUAGAAUAUGAUUGCGAUCCAUUAGAGAUGAAAUUCUUGGGAUCUGGAUUUCCAUUGUUUUAUAUGUUUAUAAAAUACUGUAUAUUCAUCUUAGUAGAAUUUUGGUUAUUGAAAGGGAUGUUUUGUUUGGCUACAGAUUUGAUGGGCGAUUAUUGUUAUAAUUAAGAUAAGAUUAAAAUAUAAGAGCAAGCACACCACUCUAUUCAUGAUCAUUUGAACUAGUAGCAUCACCAUAAGCAUAAAUCCGAUAAUUCAAUAUGUGGUGGGUCUUUGUGGCAUUUUGUGAGUUUGGCUAAUGUAUAUGAUAGAGAGGAUAUUAGAAAUUUGUAAUCAAACUUAUCCCUUGUUGUUGUGUUUGCCAAUAUGGUUUCAUUUCUGUUCUUCAGGAAGGCCCAAAGAAGCAUAGACAUAGAAGUAGAUGAAUCAUAAUUAACUCCAUCAGAUUAUACUAUUUGUGUUAAGAAUAUUCCAAAGUUAAAUGAGGAUUACAAGGAAGUGUUGAAGAAUAUCUUUUAGAAUUAUGCAGCUGAUGGAAGGGAGUUAUCAGUUACUAAGAUUGUGUUGGUGUAUAAUUUGGAUGAAGUAAUUGAAUUGGAGGAAGCAUUGAAGGAGAUGAUAAGAGAGAAAUAGGAGUAUCUAUUGGAGAAUGGCAUGAAUUUUACAGAUUUCAAAGUUAAAUAGUUGGAUGAGAAAUUAGAGUCUUUGGAAUAAAAGAUUCAUCAAAAAGAACAUGAGCUUUUUAUAAACAAAGAAAAAUUCGCAGGAAUAGCAUUUAUAAGUUUUUUGACUGAGGAAAUGAAGUAGUUGGUGUUGUAACACAAUCCUCACACUUCAUGGGAGAGAAUUAAGGCAUUCUUUAAUAAUGGAUUGACAGGAGAUGUAAAAGAAAAGGGUUUGAUUUUUGAGGGACACAAAUUGUAUGUAGAGGAAGCACCAGAGCCUAAUGAUGUUGAUUGGGAGUUCAUCCAUAUCUAAACAGGAUAAAAGGUGAAAGCACGUGUAAUUGCAUGGUCUAUAUCUAUAAGUUUUAUGGCUGGUUGUUUCUUUUUAAUUUGGUUUUUGAGUGAGUUGGCAGAGAGAAUGAAUGAGUAAGUGGAAGAAUAGGAGAAAAAGGGGAUUAAGGACUCUUUAACUUAGACUAUAGCCUUUUUAACUAGUUAGUCAAUUUCUUGGACUGUUGUAUUUUUUAAUAAGUUUGUUAUUGGAAAGGUGUAUCAUUUAAUAGUUGAUUUGGAGAAAAUAUCCAAUAAGACUAAAUUCAAUAUCAGUUUUGCUAGAAAACAGUCAGUUGCUUUGUUUAUUAAUACUGCUUUAAUAUCAUUGGUGAUAGAUUUCUAUUUGACUGGGAACGUAAUUGGGAAAGGUGGCUUCAUUUAUAAUGAAUCUAAUGUAUUCUUGCUUAAUGCAUUUAUUCCACCUAUUGUUUGGUUUGUGGACCCUUGGAGUAUCUAGAAGGAUUAUCAAAGAUAGAAAUAAUAGAAGAAUGUAAAGAAUUGUGUGUUGACUUAACAAGAGGCAAAUGAAAUUAUGGAAAUGCCUGAUUAUUCUUAGGCCAAAAGAUAUGGUGACAUAAUGAAGACAAUGUGGUUCACAUUUUUUUAUGGAGAUAUCAUACCUUUAGGCAUAUUGUUCAGUAUUAUGGGUUUAACAUUGUACUAUUUUGUUGAUAAAUAUAAUGUACUAAGGAGGAGAACAAUCAAAGAAUCGUUAUCAAAGCAUUUGAGUAUUGAGAUGAUAGAGAUGUUGGAGUUGAUCAUAAUAUUUACAGGGAUUGGCAACACUGUAGUAUCGAGUAUAUUGUUUGGGGAAGUCAAAUGGUAAGACUUUAUUAUAAUCAUAAUUGGAGUAGUGUACAUUUUACUGCCUAUGGAAGACAUUUCUAGUGUUUUAUUUCCACUUGAAUAGAAGGAUGAAGUCUAAACUUAUUAUGAGGCUGAAGAAUACUUUAAUACUGAUUAUGAUAGGGAGAAUCCAGUAACGAGAAGAGAGAUAUUACAUGAGAUUGCAAAGAAAAAAUGA
Molecule: messenger RNA, 2292 nt
Organism: Paramecium tetraurelia
Lineage: Eukaryota; Ciliophora; Oligohymenophorea; Peniculida; Parameciidae
Exons: 1
Cellular component (GO): plasma membrane
Molecular function (GO): calcium-activated cation channel activity
Source: RefSeq, a predicted model, not a curated record